This is a messenger RNA of Fragaria vesca subsp. vesca, 1100 nucleotides long. RefSeq lists its product as uncharacterized. NCBI's taxonomy places the organism in Eukaryota, Viridiplantae, Streptophyta, Magnoliopsida, Rosales, Rosaceae. The coding region runs from base 33 to 956 and encodes 307 amino acids. The record is from RefSeq and is a predicted model, not a curated record. The transcript has 8 exons.
UCGUUCACUUUCUAAAACUUGUCUCUUUCCUCAUGACUGCCACUGCUCUCCGUCUCUCCCUCCCUCCAUCUCCUUCUAAACCCCUCAUUCCCGGCGCGUGUUCUCACCGCCAACCUCUCCACCUCACCUUCCCAACCCUCCACACCUCCCCCCACACUCCCUUCCUCCGCUCCUCCCACCACCGCCACCCUUCUCCGAUCGCCAUGUCCUCUAUUUCCCCCCGAUCAUCCUUCCCGGAGACUCAAACACAACCGAUCGAGCUCAACGACGAGUCCGAGUUCGAAACCAUCGUCUCGCGCGACGGUUACAUCUCCAUCUGCGGCUUCGGCUCUCUCCUCUCCGUGAGAAGCGCGAGGAGUACAUUUCCGGAGCUGAUCAACUUCAGAGUGGCGCGGUUGAACGGAUUCAAGCGAGUCUUCGGUCACAUGGCUCCAAUUUUCUUCGAGCGUGGCAUUGCCAAGCCUGAAACCAAGGAGAUUUCGAGUUUGAGUGUGGAGCCUUGUGAAGGCGAAAGCCUUAUAGUGACGGUGUUUGAGAUUCAAAAAUCGGAGAUUCCGGCUUUUAUCAAGAGGGAGCCUGAGUUUCGAUUCCUAGCUGUUGUGCCUGAAACCCUUGAUGGGAAUCCAUUUGAUAGACGAGCGGUGCUUUGUGCUCAUUAUAGUGAUGAAGAAUUUUUCAGAGUCAGAUGCAAGGGAAGUAAGGAAAUGUAUUAUGAGCUAUUUGGCCGAUAUAACAUUGAUAAGAUUUGGAGGGAUGAUAUCUUACCUUGCCGAACUUACCUUCGUCACUGUGUGUUAGCAGCAAAAAAUCUUAACGAUAUAGCAUACAACAACUUCUUGGAUCACACUUUCCUUGGAGACCGUAAAACAACCAUUCGAGAGUACUUGGCUACAACUGGUUCGGGAAUUAUGGAAGAAGAGCCUCCGGAAUCCCUCAAGAUCCGUUAUGGUGGUUAACAUAGAUAGUUAGCACCAAGUAUUGCAAACACCUCAUUAGUUAGUUUAUAUAUCCUUUGUGACAUUAGUUAUUUCAUGUUUUUUUCUUUGUAACAUAGAAGCUAUACGUUAUGUUUAGUUUGCAAUGUUUAUGGUUAACCUUCC